Messenger RNA from Blepharisma stoltei, 1350 nucleotides. Lineage: Eukaryota; Ciliophora; Heterotrichea; Heterotrichida; Blepharismidae. The record is from the annotation of a GenBank genome assembly.
AUGAGCCUUUGCUAUUAUGAAGGGUGUGGACAAAGAGCUGAUCACGUUUGUAUGUGCUUGACCCCAGAGCAGACUUAUGUUUGUGCAGGACACUUAAAAGAGCAUAUAAGUGUACCUGGCCCUCGACCUCAUUAUAACAGACCACUCUACCUAACUCCUCCAGAAGAUGUCAAAGCAUAUCUCCUCAGUUACUUUAAAAACAAAAUAAGAAGCUUAAAUUCACUAAGAAAGCAAGUAGAAGAAGAAUUGCUCGAGCUGCCAAAUGAGCAGGAAGCAGCACAUAAAAUUUUUGCAAUGAUCGAAGAAGACUUGGAGAGGUUUAAAUAUUUUCUUGGAGAAGUUCAAAAUAGAAUUGAUGUGCCUAAGGAUAACCCUAAUGAAAUCGAAAAAUUAUUAAGCACAAGCACAGUAGAAGGACUUUCAUCAGAAUUAAAAAAUUUCGUGCCAAAAUCCCAAGAACUAUUGGACCGUGACGAACAAUUUCACACCCCAGAAACUCCGAAAUGUGUAGGUUUUGAUAUUUGCUUAUUCCAGCACAAUACGAAAAAUUUAAGAAGCAUCAGUUUUAGGGAUUGGGAAAUCGAAGAUAAUGAGCUGUCUUUACCUUUUAAUGUAGACUUCAGGACUUGCAUGUGUCUGAUCCCAGACGGCAAAAUCUUCUGUUUUGGUAGUAUGAUAGAUGCAAAAGUAACUGGAGUGACAUUUACUAUGGCUUUCGAUAAUAAAGUGCAAGUUUUAGCAGUUGGAACUCCUUGCAGGUCGUCAAGUGCUGCAUUUUUUGAAGGAUGUGUAUACUGCUUUGGCGGCAACGAUGGAAAUCAGCCUAUGACCCUGGCUGAAAGAUAUAGUUUGGAAAGAAAUGUCUGGACAAAAUUACCUGUCUUGCCAAAUUCAACUUACUAUGCCUCUACUUGUGUGUUUGCUAAUAAAAUGCUGAUUUCUGGGCUAGGGCUUACUUUUAUGUUUAUUUAUGACCCAUUAGCAAUGAGCUAUGAUAAAACUUUGACAUUUGCAGAUGAAGGAAGCACCAAGAUUAUAUGUGAAGGACUUGGGAGAGCCUUUGUGAUUGAGACUAAAGGGAAGAUAUACGAAAGUGGGAUAGGAAAUCCUUAUGAUUGGCAGCCAGUAGAAAAUUCUGAUAUUCCAAAUUGGCACUUGGUAAGUCACCGUGCAAGCUUUAUGAAUUAUGUCUACUUUAUAAUCGAUGAAUAUCCAUGCCCUGGGCUGUAUUACUUUAGUUUAGAUGGAAAGUUUUGCAAAAGGAUUAAGAAAAUACUUGAUAAAGAACAAGAAAUUUCGUACACUCCUCAAGAGCAAGCACCCCAACCUGAAAUCCAAAGCACAGCUUAA